Musca domestica (house fly) is the source of this 5156-nucleotide messenger RNA. RefSeq names its product protein Smaug (gene smg). Gene Ontology annotation, cellular component: P-body. The record is from RefSeq and is a predicted model, not a curated record. The transcript has 7 exons. Gene Ontology annotation, biological process: regulation of DNA-templated transcription; regulation of mRNA stability; negative regulation of translation. Bases 823 to 4044 code for a protein of 1073 amino acids. NCBI's taxonomy places the organism in Eukaryota, Metazoa, Arthropoda, Insecta, Diptera, Muscidae. Gene Ontology annotation, molecular function: protein binding; translation repressor activity; mRNA binding.
UUUGUACUCUGUUGCUGCUGUUCGAACCCAACGAACGAUAAACCAACCAACCACCAGUCAUACUGUGUUGUCUUGUCAAGUCUUCAAUGUCCAAUUUUAUCAUUUGUUUUGCCUAAAAUCAAACCAAAGAAAUUUGCUGUAAUAAUGUUAUAAGAUAGAGUGAAAAACGAAAUAUUUUAAUAAUUUAUUAACCAGAACGAUUUAGAAAAUCGUUUUUCAAUACCUUUAUUGUGUGUUUGUAAAUGCUCUUGGCAUUUUGUGUGCGUGUGUGUUUGCUUUGAAAUAGCAAAUUUUUGACGGAUAUAUAGAUUGAUUUCUGAUUAAAGAUCCGACAUAUUGUGACCAGAUCACAAUCACCAUAGAAAUUAACCAGCAGCAUCAACAGGUUUGGCAGACGACAUACACAGAUUUCCUGGAGAAAUUAAAAAAAGGAUUCACGCUUUUUUGUUUUUGCAUUCUCCUUAAAUAUAUUUUACCAACCACGACCGUUUGUUUAUUCCUUGGAUAGCAACAAGAACGAGAAUAUCUACCAAGAUAAUGCAAGCAAAAUAGACUAUCUACAGCUAUUGUUAAUACUUCUACUAUUAUUUAUUGUAAAAAAAAUAAACCAAAAACAUAAGAGAAAGGACUUUUGUUGUUCCAAAACGAAUAGAGCAACAACUACAAUAAAGAAACACAGCGACAACGUAUUGUACAAUACAAAGAGAAAAGAAAAAAAUAUAUAAGUCAGUCGGUCAUUUUGCCAGACAGUGAGCCAAUAAAGCUAGAACGAAAUAACACUUGACAAAUCUAUAACCUAAAAAGGCAAAGAAAGACAUCAAUAUGAAAUACACAAGCAACAAUAGCAACGCUGAAACCCAAAAUAUAACAAAUGGCAGCUGCAGCAGCAGCAACAGUCAUAACAACAGCAAUAACGCACCAACCAUGGUCACGUCUCCGACGUUGACAACAACAACCAAUACGACCAAUGGUGGCAGUACUAAUUCCACCGGGAAUGCAUUAUUUUGCGAACAAGUGAACACGGUCACAAAUCUCUUCGAGAAAUGGAACGACUGUGAGCGUACGGUGGUAAUGUAUGCCCUGCUAAAGCGUCUGCGUUAUCCCAGCUUGAAAUUUCUACAAUAUUCCAUUGAUAAUACCUUGACACAGAACAUGGGUUCCACAUCCAAUCUAAGCACCGUAGUCAUCGAUAUGAAUGCCAAUAAUCCAUCAUAUUUGCAGAAUCUAUUGAAUGCCUACAAGACAUUUCAUUUGGGCGAUUUAGUUGAUACGCUGUCUUCAUCAUCAUCGGACAAAGAUUCAAUGCCAUCGUGCUAUGGAUCUGAUUUUCAAUUAACACAAUGCGAUGAGAGAAAAUUGUAUGGGAAGAAAGAAGAUAUAUUGCACGAGGUAUUGAAUAUGUUACCUCUACUAAAGCCAGGCAAUGAAGAGGCCAAAAUGAUAUAUCUAUCGUUGAUACCGCUGGCCGUAAAGGAUACAAUACGUCAAAUUGUACCAACCGAAUUGGUGCAGCAAAUAUUCUCCUAUAUGCUAAUACAUUCAGCCAUAUCGAGUGAGGAUCGUAGAUCCUUAAAUGGUUGGUUGCGACACCUGGAAGAUCAUUUACAAUCUUCCAGUAAUUGUGCAUCAUACAAUAUGGGUGUACCUCCCCCAUCAAUGCAUAGUUCAACUUUCAUAUCAAAUCAAAAUAGCCUUGUUAGUGGUCUAUUGUUGGAAAAUCCAACUAUGACUACAUCUGGAUCGUCGGCUACUUCAUCGUCAUCUUCGGCUUUGUCAAUUUCUUCGACAGCAUCGAAUGCAUCGGCAGCCUCAUCGUUUGGCAACUUGACGCAGAAUUGUAAUUCAACAACAAUUUCUCAAUCAAUUAUGGGAUCACGCAAUACAGACUGGCAAACAAUACAACCUCCAAGCAGGCAUCAACUGCAGCAACAGCAGCAUCAACAACAACAACAACAUCAUCAGCAGCAACAACAAACUAACAAACAACCACCAUCAAGUAUAGCAUCAGAUUGGUCAUCGUUAGUUGUAAAAUCCAACAUCAACAACAAUAAUAAUAAUAAUAGUGUGAACAAUAACGGUGUUGGUGGAGGUGGUGGUGGCGGUGUCAGUGCCGGUGGAGGAAAUGCUGGUGGUGCUAAUGGUGUUGGUGUCACGGUCGGUCAACUAGCCGAUCAACUCUGUGAUAAUUUGAAUGGUAUUACGCUGAAUGAAUUAGCAUCUAGUCAAAAUAGUUUAGGACUCAAUAUCGGAACGAGUAUUGUCGAUUCCUUGGGCGGUGUUGUUGGGGACACAAAUAAUUGUACAUCGUUGGUGAAUGGUCUGACUGCGUCUGUUACCGGUUCAACGGUGGCAACAACACCCAAUCUCUUUGGCACACAAACCAAUCCAAUUAUUAAUAUAAUUAAUAAUAACAAUAAUUGUAGUAGUCAAUUGAAUGGUAUCGAUGAUCAUGACACCUCAUUCUCUAAGAAUGGUACUGAAAUUUUAGAUUUUGAUCCCAAUUCAAAUACAAUGAACAAUUGCGAUAGUUGCAGCAACAAUGGAAGUAACAACUUGGGUCAGUUACAGCCACAAAUGGGUUAUGCAUCCAUAUUGAUGAGCAAUUGUGGUGAUCACUUAGACAUAAAUCGUUGGAGUUUGGAUAGCAAAUAUGCCGCUCUUAAAACACGACGUUCCAACAGUCUUACCACUCAAACCAUAUCCUCAUCUGCUUCGUCAUCUAACUCAUCAGUCAUCACUGUCAAUGACAAUUGUUCAAACUCUACGGAAAACUUGGCCCAAUUUGCCAACAAACCACGCAGUUUUUCACUGUCGAUUGAACAUCAUCGUGGCUCUUUGACCAAUAGUGGUUCGGAUACACGUCUGGAUGAUUUCAAACCGAACUACAUAAAAUUUCAAACAAGAAACGUUGGCAUGUCCAGCAUUGGCCUGUGGCUAAAAUCAUUGCGUCUACAUAAAUACAUCGAACUUUUCAAGAAUAUGACAUACGAGGAUAUGUUGCAGAUAACCGAGGAAUAUUUACAAAGUUUAGGUGUAACCAAAGGUGCUUCCCAUAAAUUGGCUCUGUGCAUAGAUAAACUUAAGGAGCGUUGCAAUCAUUUGGCCAAAAUGGAACAUGAACUGAUGAAUGGCCAGCUUAAGCUGCAGGCAGCCAUUGAAGAGUUGGCCAAUAUUGUUCUCACACCCAUGAAACCAAUAGAAUUAGUUGCCGCAGGCGAAGAUAAUGUUGCUUUAAUGUUUUUGAAAAUUGUUGAUUUGGUUUGUACCAUUGCUCAAAAAGACCCAUAUGCUGUGGUUGAUGAUGAUAAUAUCAGUGUAAUCUUGUGGAUAUUGGAUCGGUCCAUACACAAUGAGGCUUUUGUGAAUCACGUAAAUCAAUUGAAGGAAUUGAAGUUCAAGUUGUCGAAAUUGAAGAUGUCAUUAACCCCAAAAAUGCACCACAAUAAAAAUGGCAGCAAUGGCAAUUUGAAUAAACCCAGUUUUCAAUUUUCCAGGUGGAAUGGCAAAGCACGCAAAUGUGAUCAGAAAAAUGGCAGCAGUGAUCGUAUAAAUCAUCGUAAAAAUUCCAAUGAUAUGUUAAAUUUUUCUCUGAGUUGUUUGCAACAACAGCAUCAUCAUAACCAGCAAUUGCAACAUCAACAACAGCAGCAACAACAACAACAGCAACACAACCAACAACAUCGACGUUCACUCAAUAAUUUGAUUGUGGUUUCUGGCGGACCACAACAGCCACAAAAAAUGAUAUUCCAACCGGGUCAGGCUAUACUGUCCACAACAAAUGUUAUGAACAAUGAGGAAAUGUCAAGGAUUGAUAUGAUCAAUCAGAAGCAACAACAACAUCAACAAGCAAGGAAAGCUAGCCUUACCUCUAUUAACAACAACAAUAACAAUGUUAAUAAUCAAAACAAUAAUAAUUUGGAAUCGUUGCAACAACACCACAACUCAUCGUCGUCAUCGGCUGCCGCAUCUGUGCCAAAGAAAACAAUGGCCGCUGUCGUUAUGGAAAAUUUGGCCAAGUUCGAUCAGCAUUUUACUUUAUUUUGAGACAAGCCCAAAUUAACGACAAUUCCAUUGCAUCGCCCUAUCUUUAACCAUCACCAUCAUCAGCCUAAACCUCAUCAUAGCCAUUAUUUGUAACAUAAUUAUUCUUUAAUUUUAUUUUUUGGCAAUAUUGGUCUUGAACAGCACACAUACAACUAUUAUAGCUAAACAAAAAAGAUUUAAAAUUUUUUUCGAAAGAAAAAAAAAAAACUGAAUGCAAUAUUACGCGAUACCAUUCAAUUAUUUGAAAGUAGAAAAAUACCUUGAAAAUUAUAACAAAAAUUACAAAAAAAGAGACUGACUUAGAUUAUUUUCCUUGAAGAACAAAACAAAAUAAACAAUUUAAAACAACGGGAAGAACAACUAUGGAAAGAAAUUGACAAUGUAAGUUAAACAAAAAUUUAAAUAAAAAGUAGAGGUGUUUUCAAUAAAAAUUGCAAGCGAAAAAUAAAAUAUUACGAAAAUUCUCACAAUACAAAGAAAUGAUUUCAAAUCAAAAAGAAAAAAUACAUUUUAUUAAAAAUUUUGACAAAAGGAAACCCCAUGAAUAUAUUUGCUGAAGUUGGACUUUAAAAAAGUAGUAAACUAUUUAUUUUUUUCUCCUAGAAAACAAAAACAAAAUAAAAUAUAAAACAAAUCAAACAUUUUUUCCACUAACGGAAUGUAAUUGCUGAAUUAAUGAAAUUAACAUUUAAAAAAUACACCACAUUUUACAUUAAAAUACCAAACACACUUUACAUGCAAACACACAUACACACACAAAACAAUCCCCCUCCCCAAUAUUUCAACUACUCCACACACUACCACAAAAUAUGAAAUUAUUGUUUAUUUGUAUUGUACAUUUUUCGUUUUUUUAAUAUUACAAAAAUUGAUUUAUAUGCAUAAUUAUAAAUUAAAAGUAAAACAAAUAUAUUAUGUAGUAUAUAGCUUAUAUAUGACUUACAACAACAUUUGAUUAUGCUGAUAAUAAAAGGACUCUUAUAUAGAAACUAUAAAAAUUAAAACUAAGAUAAAUAAAUAAAUAUAUGAAACAUGUAAACCAAACAAUGAUAUCGUAUCGUCCGUUUCCGCCCCUCCCAAAUAAAGUCAACAAGAACCCAAAAAAAAAAAACAAA